UUACUACAAUAUUGAUUUGACUUCCCAAAUCAAAAAAAAAUAAAACCCCAAAUUAUAACCUCACCGGAGAUCCACCGUAACCCUAACCCUAGAAUCAUCAUCUCCACCAUGGAUGGCAGCAUCCUGGAAUCAAUCGGAGUCGAAAUCAUCGGCGUAAUGUCUCCAGUCUCCAUCUGCAUGCUGUUAGUCGUCCUCUUAGUCUACUCCUUAACCUCCUUCAACUCACCGUCCGUCGAACCAAUCCGCACCGCCGCUAAUCUCGUCUAUCUCGAAGCUCCGUCCGAUUCCACAUCGCAGAAGAUCGAAGGAUCACUCCUCAACGCUCUCGUCUUCGUCAUCUUAAUCGCCGCGGUAACAUUUCUCCUCGUUGUUCUCUAUUACUACAAUUUUACCAACUUCCUGAAGAAUUACAUGCGUUUUUCCGCCUUUUUUGUUCUCGGUGCUAUGGGCGGAUCGAUUAUGUUAUCAAUUGUUAGGCAGUUUUCGAUUCCGGUUGAUGCGAUUACGUGUUUUAUCUUGUUGUUUAAUUUCACGGUUGUCGGAGUGGUUUCGGUGUUUGCGGAGGGGAUUCCGAUUCCGAUUGUGUUGCGCCAGGUUUAUAUGGUGGUGUUAGGGAUAAUUGUGGCUGCUUGGUUUACGAAUCUGCCGGAGUGGACUACGUGGACGUUGCUUGUCGCGUUGGCAGUUUAUGAUUUGGUUGCGGUGUUGGCGCCUGGUGGUCCGCUUAAGAUUUUGGUUGAGUUGGCGUCGAGUAGAGAUGAUGAGUUGCCUGCGUUGGUGUAUGAGGCGAGACCGACGGUGUCGAGAGGUUCGAGGAGGGGUGGGUUGGGGCUUUUGGUUGGGGGUGUGUCGUCGGAUGAUGUGGAGGUUGAGAUGAGUCGACGUAAUGGUACCGGUUCUGGUUCUGGUUCUGGUUCGGGAGAUGGUGAGUCGGUUGAGAUGAUGGAUGAAGAGACGUCUCCGUUGGUGCCGAAUGCACGAGAUGGUGCGUUUUCGGUUUCUGUGGGUGGUAGUGAUCAGUUUCGGCAAGCUGAGAUUGUUGAAGAUGAAGGGGAAAGGACACCGCUUGGUGCGAUAUUGGGUAUGAGGGAUGAGAUGGAACCGCAAUCGAGGGGUGGGGAUGUUCGUGAGGAGAUGACUAGAGGGAUAAAACUCGGGCUAGGUGACUUUGUUUUCUAUAGUGUUCUUGUUGGUAGGGCUGCGAUGUAUGAUUUAAUGACGGUUUAUGCGUGUUACCUUGCUAUUAUAUCUGGAUUGGGGUGCACUCUUAUACUGUUGUCGGUGUUUCGUCAUGCUUUGCCUGCUCUGCCGAUUUCUAUAGCUCUCGGCAUCAUAUUCUACUUCUUGACACGCGUAUUAAUGGAACCAUUUGUGGUUGGGACAUCAACAAAUUUAAUGAUGUUUUGACUCUUGUUUUCUCGUUUUCUGUAAGAAGUUACCGAAUUGAGGUAUUAUCAUAGAGGUCAUUCCAGAUUAUAUAGUCGAAUCAUUCUAGUUGGGGGAUAACUAGCAUCUUUUGAGCUGUAAAGUUCUUGCAAACUAUAUUCAUGAAUUCAUGUAAGUUUUUGAGGUUGUCAUGAUUCAAGAGUAAAUGAGAUCAAGUCCCAAGUUUAUCUAGAGCUGAGACAUUUUAUUUA
This is a messenger RNA of Helianthus annuus (common sunflower), 1637 nucleotides long. RefSeq names its product presenilin-like protein At1g08700. Gene Ontology annotation, cellular component: nucleus; membrane. The record is from RefSeq and is a predicted model, not a curated record. Gene Ontology annotation, biological process: protein processing. Lineage: Eukaryota; Viridiplantae; Streptophyta; Magnoliopsida; Asterales; Asteraceae. The coding region runs from base 109 to 1407 and encodes 432 amino acids. Gene Ontology annotation, molecular function: aspartic endopeptidase activity, intramembrane cleaving. The transcript has a single exon.